AUGCGAGAACGUUUGCGAGCUUCCUUCUCUUUCUCAUAUAUCAUUUUCUUUCUGUUAACAUUUUCCCCCGACUUUCUUCUUCACUUCCAUCUCUCUCAUUCUUUUGACCGCCAUUAUGCAAAUGGCCUCCAACAUUUUCUGCUUUUACCGUCGGCCAGACAUCCAGACAAUGGACACGAUGUCUGCAAAGUACUCACAGAUGAAGAGUCCUUCCGUUUCAUCGCUUCCCCAUUCUCCCCAUUCUCCCCAUUCUCUCUUGUUCUUUGUCUUAACUUUCAUUUCCUCUCAAUCUUUUUUUCCAUUUUCCAUCUUUCUCCUUUCCGUCGUCUCUACUUUUUUUUAUUCGGCUCCUCUUUAAUACCUUCUCCCUUCUCUUUUCAAUUCAUUUCUCUCUUUCUUCUUCUUUCCUUUCUCUUGUUAUACCCUUUCUUUCUCUUUUCCUUACACACUCUCUGUGUCUGUCAUCCUCCCUUUUCUUUCUGGUCUCUUUUCUUUUAA
Molecule: messenger RNA, 498 nt
Organism: Acanthosepion pharaonis
Lineage: Eukaryota; Metazoa; Mollusca; Cephalopoda; Sepiida; Sepiidae
Source: the annotation of a GenBank genome assembly